Metarhizium album ARSEF 1941 is the source of this 5355-nucleotide messenger RNA. RefSeq names its product class VII chitin synthase. Bases 1 to 5355 code for a protein of 1784 amino acids. The record is from RefSeq and is a predicted model, not a curated record. The transcript is spliced from 3 exons. Lineage: Eukaryota; Fungi; Ascomycota; Sordariomycetes; Hypocreales; Clavicipitaceae. Gene Ontology annotation, cellular component: cell septum; cell periphery; myosin complex. Gene Ontology annotation, molecular function: cytoskeletal motor activity; chitin synthase activity; ATP binding.
AUGGCGAACCGCAUGUCCAUGUUCUCCGUGAGCUCUGAGGGCCCGGGAAAUCAACGAGCAGGCGGUCCCCAGACUGCCCAGGUUUCGACAACGACUUUGCUAAAUGCGAUACAUAACAUCUAUCUCGCCUCUCGGCCCCAUCAACUAGAAUCCAGCACCAGCUUGGUGGUUAACACAUGGCUCACGGCUGCUCAGGGUAAUCCCACGGUUGACACAACGCUGGCCUCCAAAGCAUGGGAGCACGCACGCCGACGAGCCGAAGAUGGGUGUGUGAUACUCGGCUCUCUUCACCAAUCUACUCCGUCGGUCCUGACGCCGUUCCUCACGAGCUUUCCGUUUGCUCUCCCGUCUUCAUUAUACAAGGCGCUUGAUGCUGUUCAACCAUUUCUGCGAUGCGUCACCCCGUACAAUCCUUCCACGCCUCGCCAAGCAGCAUUGGGUGUAACCUUGACCCUGAACUUGACUGGCAAUCUUACCGCCGCAUCCCUCGCUUUAUCUCAAGGGGGCAUCGACACCGUCAACGGUUUGCUGAAUAUCCCAUCCGAGCCAGGCUACCGAGCAUUUGAUGUCUUUUACUACCUCCUGACAUCUGCCUCGACCCCGGCUGAGAGAGAGUUCUUGGGGCUGCAGAGUCCUUCCUCCUACACCUUGCUGUCAAGAUCUGGCACGUAUGAUCCGCCUUCUUAUCUGCCUACCGCGGAUGAUGGUGCUUCUGCCGACGAUUUCCGCCAAGCCCUCAAAGAUAUUGGCAUAAAGGGCUCUGCGCACAGAAACUUCAUCUCCACCUUGGCUGGUCUGCUAAAGCUCGGAAACACUCUAGACUAUGGAGUAGAAUCAGAGGCCCUCGAAGAGACCUGCGAAGACGUCAGUGGCCUCCUCGGUAUUGAGCCCGAGACACUUCUUCGGCAGUGUAGCACUGAAGACCGAUGGACUUUUAUUGGUGGCUUGUAUGAGUCUCUCGUUGAUUGGGUCAUUUCAAAAGCAAAUGAUGCCAUCGCCGCUCAGAUGAUCCGAAUCAGGAAUGGCGAUGAGUCUCCCGACGGUCGUGGUGUACGAACCCCAACGUCCGAUCAAGCCUCUGGAGACACUGUGUCCAUCACCGUGAUAGAGGUGCCACACAUCACCCUUGGCAAGGCUCUCUCCAUGCGUUGCGUUUUUGAUGAUUCUCAAGGUAUCAAUGCAGAAAUGAUUGAGGACGGUGUGAAUGUGUCGCCUGCUGGCUCCUCAGUCGUUAGAGAAAUGCAGCAGGCCGUCUCGGACGUUGGACCGGACCUGGGUAUCAUGACAGGUCCUGAGGGUCGAGAGCGACAACACGAGCUAGAGAAGCGGGAAGUUGUGCUAGAAAAGAUUGCCUACGCUGCGGAGGAGAGUGGAUUCCUUCGCAAGCUGUUAUUCCCUAUCGAGGGUGAAGGUAUCAACCUCGGUCGCGCAGGCCGCUUUGACCUGCCUGCCGUGCUCGGAUCCAACCGUCUCUGGUAUCAUCUCUCUCUUCAUCCAACUGAUGAUUCUCCAACACAACUUGCUGCUCUGCCAUCUAUUACAUCUGCAUGGUCAGCAGGCACGGUCUCGCGCCAGCUCCGCUCGUGGAGACUUCCUGAAUGGGCAAAUCGACGCAACAGAAACCUCGACUUCACCGCGGACUUCGAUCUUGACGAGUUCAUCAGCCGCUAUGCUAUUCUCGGCUGCAAGGAUGGUAAAGACGGCAUCGAGAAUUGGGUUCUUGAACGAGGCUGGAGCAAUGAUGAGGUUUUUGUUGGCAAAGACCGUAUCUGGAUGCGGGAAGGCGCCUGGUGGGAGGCCGAGAGUAUGCUGGACCUAAGACCCGAACAUCACGACGUGAAUGGACCAGCAACGAAUAUCAACCCAUUCGGGUCUGGGUUUGACACAGGCUAUUCGGCCAAUGGCAGCGGCUAUUUCCCACCUCAGGCUAUGGAGCCCAGCUUCAACGGAAGCCAUGACCAGCUAAUGCACUCUCGGAACUUCAGUCAAAGCCAAGUGACGGUUGGACAGCAGAAUCCGCACGCUGCCCCCUCUAUUGCCCCUACGACAACGCGCAAUGUUAGCAACGGCGACUAUGGGCUGGGUAACAAGGGAGACACUUACAAAGACGACAUUUAUUAUAACCCUGAAGGGGAUUUUACAGGAACCAUGGACCCCGAACUCGCAAAAAACAAGAAGCUUCAAACCAAAGAUGUCUCCCAUGGGCGCCGCGUUUGGGUCGGUAUUGUAUGGGCCUUGACAUUCUGGAUUCCUUCCCCAGUUUUGCGGUACGUCGGUCGAAUGAGACGUCCCGAUGUCCGUAUGGCAUGGAGAGAGAAGCUCGUUCUGGUAUUUCUUAUUUUCUUGAUCAACGCCAUGAUCGUAUUCUGGAUUAUCUGGUUUGGACGUCUUCUUUGUCCCAACUUUGAUAAAGCCUGGAGCCAAAACGAGGUCAAAACACAUCAAGGUGAAGAUGAUUUUUGGGUUAGUCAGUAUGGCAAAGUCUACGACAUUACCAAAUUCUGGAGACAGCAACAUAGUGACACCGAUGUCAAGACUACACCGGAGAAUAUGCUACCUCUAGCUGGGUUCAACUUGGAUAACUACAUAUUUCCCCCCUUGAAUGAGGUGUGCCAAGGCCUGGGCAUUGCAGAAACAACAAGACUGAUUUUCAACGAAACUGCGGAGUUUAGUAUCGCGGUACAUACUUCGGGCUUCUACGCCAAUCCAACCAGUAAGCUGCGUGAUCCCUUGUGGUACUGGAACGUUUUUGAGCCCAAAAUCAAGGAAUAUUACAAAGGCGAUCUUGUCUGGGGUGAAGAUGACGUCAAAUCACAAGGAAACGACAUGCAGCGACCUUGGGCCAUAUACGGAAACCAAAUUUUCGAUCUUACAGACUAUUUCAAAACAAAAGAUGUAUACAAGGAUGCCCCCAUGUACAGCUUUUUAGAUGAGAGCGUCAGCGACAUUUUCAAGAACAACCCAGGCCAAAAUGUCAAAUCACUUAUAGACCAAGUCAUCCGGAACUCAGUUGGGAAUGAGACCCAGCACGCCAAGGUCAUGAACAGCUGGCUGUGCGUUCAGCGCAACUUUUACAAGGGUAUCACCGACUUCCGGGACUUUCCAAGAUGCACGGUGAAUAAUUGGAUUUUGCUUGCCUUCACCAUCAUUAUCUGUGCCGUUAUUUUGGUCAAGUUCGUUGCAGCUCUCCGCUUCACAUCCAAACGACGCCCCUCGCCACAGGAUAAGUUUGUGAUUUGCCAGGUCCCUGCCUACACGGAAGGUGAAGAGUCGUUACGCAAGGCAUUAGAUUCUCUCACGGCCUUGCAGUAUGACAACAAAAGAAAGCUGAUUUGUGUCAUUUGCGACGGAGUUAUCGUGGGUCAAGGCAACGACCGCCCAACACCAAAGAUUGUUCUGGAUGUUCUGGGUGUAGACCCCAAAGUCGACCCUCCCGCUUUACCCUUCAAGUCAGUUGGCCCCGGUAGCGAGCAACUCAACUACGGUAAGGUUUAUUCAGGUUUGUACGAAUACGAAGGCAAUGUGGUCCCAUACCUCGUUGUAGUCAAGGUCGGCAAGGAGUCGGAGCAGGGGAAGACAAAGCCUGGUAACCGCGGCAAGCGAGACUCUCAGAUUCUCCUCAUGAGCUUCCUCAACAGAGUCCAUCAUCGUGCUCCCAUGAAUCCUCUGGAACUCGAAAUGUUUCAUCAGAUCAACAAUAUCAUCGGCGUGGACCCCGAGUUGUACGAGUACAUGCUCAUGGUGGAUGCCGACACGUCUGUUAGCGAAGACUCUCUCAACCGCCUUGUAUCUGCUUGUGCCAACAACGCCAAGAUUGCCGGCAUAUGUGGCGAGACCAGUCUGGAAAACGAUGAAAAGUCUUGGACGACCAUGAUUCAAGUCUAUGAGUACUUUAUUUCUCAUCACCUCGCUAAGGCGUUCGAAUCUCUUUUUGGCAGCGUCACUUGCUUGCCUGGAUGUUUCACAAUGUACCGUCUCAGAACCGUCGACAAAGGCAAGCCUCUGCUCAUCUCAGAUGCUGUGAUUAGGGAGUAUGCCGUCUGUGACGUCGAUACUCUACAUCAGAAGAACCUGCUGUCGCUGGGUGAAGACCGUUACCUCACCACACUGAUGACAAAACACUUCCCGUACAUGUCCUACAAGUUUAUCGGAGAUGCUCAAUGCAAAACCGCCGCACCUGAAUCAUGGAGCGUUCUUCUGUCUCAGCGUCGUCGCUGGAUCAACUCUACAAUCCACAACCUGGUAGAGCUUAUGCGCUUAAAGGAAAUGUGCGGCUUUUGUUGCUUCAGUAUGCGCUUCGUCGUUUUUAUUGAUCUUUUCGGCACCAUCAUUCUGCCAGCUACAUGCGUGUACCUUGGCUAUUUGAUCUAUCGCGUGGCCUCACAUACUGGACAGUUCCCGAUUAUUUCCAUAGCCAUGGUGGCAGCAGUGUAUGGUCUGCAAGCACUCGUCUUCAUCCUCAAGAGGCAGUGGCAGCAUAUCGGCUGGAUGAUCAUAUACAUCAUUGCGUUUCCCAUCUACUCUUUCGUCCUUCCAAUCUAUUCAUUCUGGAAUCAAGAUAACUUCACUUGGGGAAAUACUCGUGUCGUCAUUGGAGAAAAGGGCAAUAAGCAGGUGGUUGCUGUUGAAGACGAAGGAUUUGAUCCUCGGUCCGUUCCCCUGCAAAGAUGGGACGACUACGCCCUCGUUAAUAACCUUCCCGGCCGCCGUGGUGGAUAUCAAGAGAAGCAAGACUACAAUUAUCCCGAUCAGUACGAGAUGGAUGAAAUUAAGUCGGUCUACUCUGCCGCCCCUCAAGGCUCUGUGUUGACUGGAAUGGGCGGGCGCAAUUCUUACAUGCCACCCCAGUCUCCAGCUCCCUUUGGCAACACGAACCGUGUUUCCAUGAUGCAGGGUCAGUAUCACGACGCUGCUGCAUCUAUCCGUAGGCAAUCUAUGAUGUCUUUGGGGACGCAGGUGCAGGACAUGCACCGAAGCCAGUCACCAUACCAAGAUCUCCCCGGAAACCGCGGUAGCCUUAUGAAUCUGCGUGGCCAAGGAAGCAUGACGCCUGCCCUGGGCAUGGCAGGAAACAGAGCUUCAUCCGUCAUGGGAUACACGGGCGGUCACCGUUCGCCUAUGGGACCCGACGCAAUGCAAUCCGCGACGUCAUUCGACUUUCAGCGCGGUCACGUCGGUGCGGAUGACACUGCUAUUGUGGAAGCUAUCCAGUCUGUUCUUCGCGAGGUUGAUCUUGAUACAGUAACCAAGAAGCAGGUCCGCGCCCUUGUCGAACAGCGUCUGCAAACAGAGCUGACGGGCGAGCGGCGUACAUUUAUGGACCGACAGAUUGAUCGCGAGCUUGAAACCAUGUAG